ACCCGCCUCCAGCGCUGAGCCUCGUUCAUAGGCAGCCGUCCAUAUCUCCUGUCUCUGUAGCGUUAGCAGACCAACCCUCCACUCUCAAUCAGACAUGGCUGACCAACUAACAGAAGAGCAGAUCGCUGAGUUCAAGGAGGCGUUCUCCUUGUUUGACAAAGAUGGAGAUGGGACCAUCACCACUAAAGAGCUGGGGACUGUUAUGAGGUCACUUGGCCAAAACCCGACUGAAGCUGAACUUCAAGACAUGAUCAAUGAGGUGGAUGCUGAUGGCAAUGGGACCAUUGACUUUCCUGAAUUUUUGACAAUGAUGGCAAGAAAAAUGAAGGAUACAGACAGCGAGGAAGAGAUCAGAGAGGCAUUCAGAGUUUUUGAUAAGGAUGGGAAUGGUUACAUCAGUGCAGCUGAACUCCGUCAUGUAAUGACAAAUUUGGGAGAGAAGCUAACGGAUGAAGAAGUGGAUGAAAUGAUCAGGGAAGCGGACAUCGAUGGAGAUGGCCAGGUCAAUUAUGAAGAGUUUGUUCAGAUGAUGACCAACAAAUAAAUGGACUAUCAUGGACAAUCAGUUAACAAUUCACAUACCUCUUAUUGCAAAAGGUCCACAUUUAUUCAUACUUUAUAGACAACUUAAACUGAAGUCACAAUUUUCAUACCUCAUGUUGCUAAAGGUCCAUAUUUAUCCAUAUUUUAUAGACAACUUAAACUGAAUGUGAAAUCUGUUCAUUUACAACACGCUCAAAAAUGGUAAAAGGACAAAACCAAAAUGAAUCUGCAUGUACUGACUUGUGUUCCCUGACUCAGUGCUGAGCUGACCAAUCAGAUCCAACCCUUUAGCAGCCUCUGCAGUGGGCCUGUUCAGCCUCUGCUAUUCUGCUUCCUGGUUCCAUCUGCCUGAUGUCAUCACUAUUUAUGUUACUAUUCCUUUCUAUAACUUACUGUAUUAUUUAUGUUUCCAUGCAUGCAGCUUUAGGUGGGUUACUGUUGAGAGCCCAGUGGCAAAAGGCUGUGAGCGUCAGGUUAGUCUGGGACCUUUUAUUGGAGGGAGAAAACCCGCAUGACUUGCAGGUUUCUUGGCUACAUAAAGUCAGUGAUGACAGGUAUUUUUAAGAAAAUAUUAAAAUGGAAUAAAAUCUGUUUAGAUUUUGUGCUUCUAGCAUGUCCAGAGAAAUGCUUUAUCUUUCGUGUUUACCUUUUUAUUUUUAUUUUUUUUGGAGGAUGACGCCCUGGCGGGGCAUUGAUUAUGACCCUGUGGACAUGUAUUCUGUCUGAGGGGUGGGAUGGGUUUGAGGUGUUGAUGUACAACGGCAAUCUUCAGGGCAAUAUCAGUGUCCUACAGUAUAAUUAUGAAUGAAUGGCCUCUGUUUACAUGUAAUCAUAGUAUUGUGCGUGCGCAGGCACAGUGUAUUGCCCCAAACAUUGCAUUUGUCUCAUCGUCCUAUGGGGGAUGUUUCAUGGGGACGGUGCUUUGCAGCAUUUCUAUCUUGUGCUUGUGUGUGAGCGAGCGUGUGUGUAUGGGUGCGGCGAGACCCGACCCAGUCCAACUGUUCUGCUCAGUUCAGUUGAUCUGCAUUCCAAGUGUACAUGCUAGUCUUUACAUUUUGUUUUUCCAAUAAAAGACCAUGAACUCAAA
Molecule: messenger RNA, 1630 nt
Organism: Periophthalmus magnuspinnatus
Lineage: Eukaryota; Metazoa; Chordata; Actinopteri; Gobiiformes; Gobiidae
Product: calmodulin-alpha-like
Exons: 6
Coding region: 95-544 (149 amino acids)
Molecular function (GO): calcium ion binding
Source: RefSeq, a predicted model, not a curated record